Molecule: messenger RNA, 1660 nt
Organism: Rosa chinensis
Lineage: Eukaryota; Viridiplantae; Streptophyta; Magnoliopsida; Rosales; Rosaceae
Product: glycerol-3-phosphate dehydrogenase [NAD(+)] 2, chloroplastic
Exons: 9
Coding region: 93-1382 (429 amino acids)
Biological process (GO): carbohydrate metabolic process; glycerol-3-phosphate catabolic process
Cellular component (GO): glycerol-3-phosphate dehydrogenase (FAD) complex; cytosol
Molecular function (GO): glycerol-3-phosphate dehydrogenase [NAD(P)+] activity; NAD binding
Source: RefSeq, a predicted model, not a curated record
AGCGGAUAGAACAGUUCCAAAGCUGGGAGGGAGGGACCAACCAUAAAAACAGAGAUAAACCAUAUUCUCUCACUCUCUCCCUCUCCGUAACAAUGGCGGCGCUGCUAGAGCCACCGCCACCAUUUCUAAACCCACUCUUUCCUCCGAGCUCAAACCCCACCCGCCCCCUUCCCCACAAUCUCAAAUUCAAAAGAUUCAACCUUUAUACCAACCCCACCCUCCAUUCCCAACCCACCACUUGCUGCGCCGCCGCUCCCCAACCCGAAUUCCCCGACCCGACCCGCGACCGCCGCCGAGCCGUCCGGCUGGCCUGGGAGAAGCUUGUCCGGUGGUCCCGGUCGUUGCGCUCCAAGAACAAGACAGAUGUUCUUGAACGCACUAACAAGGUGGUGGUGCUCGGAGGUGGGUCUUUUGCGACGGCGAUGGCGGCCCACGUUGCAGAUAGAAAGGAUCAGAUGGAAGUUAACAUGCUGGUGCGUGAUGCUCAAGUUUGUCAGUCUAUUAAUGAGAACCAUUAUAAUGGUAAGUACUUCCCAGAACAUAAGCUACCGGAGAAUGUGAUUGCAACCACUGAUGCCAAAGCUGCUUUGCUUAAUGCUGACUAUUGCCUCCAUGCAGUCCCUGUGCAGUUCAGCGCAUCGUUUCUUGAGGGAAUUGCGGAAUAUGUAUAUCCAGAGUUGCCGUUCAUAUCUGUUAGCAAGGGUUUGGAGCUCAAUACAUUGAGGACAAUGUCUCAGAUCAUCCCCCAAGCAUUGAAGAAUCCUCGCCAGCCUUUCAUUGCGCUAUCAGGGCCUUCUUUUGCUCUGGAGCUGAUGAACAAAUUACCAACAGCGAUGGUGGUAGCGUCAAAAGACAAAAAAUUGGCUAAUGCAGUUCAGCAGUUACUAGCUUCUAGCUAUCUAAGAAUCAGCACUUCAAGUGAUGUCACAGGGGUAGAAGUUACAGGUGCUCUCAAGAAUGUGCUUGCAAUAGCCGCAGGUAUUGUGGAUGGGAUGAAUCUUGGUAAUAAUUCUAAGGCCGCUCUUGUUUCACAGGGAUGCUCAGAGAUAAGAUGGCUGGCAACUAAGAUGGGUGCGAAGCCGACAACAAUCACUGGUCUAUCUGGAAUUGGAGAUAUUAUGCUUACAUGUUUUGUAAACCUUUCUAGAAACAGAACAGUUGGGGUUCGUCUUGGAUCAGGGGAGAAACUUGAUGACAUACUUGGUUCCAUGAAUCAGGUGGCAGAAGGUGUAUCGACAGCAGGAGCAGUGAUUGCGCUAGCGCAGAAAUAUAACGUCAAGAUGCCAGUUUUGACUGCAGUAGCUCGGAUUAUUGACAAUGAACUGACCCCCAAGAAAGCUGUUUUCGAGCUGAUGAGCCUCCCUCAGGUUGAAGAAGUCUGAACCUGAGGCUACUUGAAUUAGUGAUAGCUCCGGCACAAACAAAACAGUUCAGCAUACAGUGACAUUCAUUCUUUUUCUGAUCAUAUACCCUCCUAAAAAUUGGGUCAGGAGAACAAUUUUGUGAAUCAUUGAUUAUAUACUUUUCCAGAACUUGUCAGAAAGAGGAAAUCUAAAAGUAGGGUUUGAAUCUUCUCAAGUCCUGAAUUUACAGGAAUUCUUUGAUGAAUGAGCAAAUAGAAUCUUUGACCCUAUAUUUUCUUCAAGUUAUCAUUUUCUUC